Argiope bruennichi is the source of this 9237-nucleotide messenger RNA. RefSeq names its product autism susceptibility gene 2 protein-like. The transcript is spliced from 19 exons. The coding region runs from base 223 to 6057 and encodes 1944 amino acids. NCBI's taxonomy places the organism in Eukaryota, Metazoa, Arthropoda, Arachnida, Araneae, Araneidae. The record is from RefSeq and is a predicted model, not a curated record.
AACAACAUUUCGAGUGCCUCCUGAGUGUGUGUUUUUCGUGUUUUAAUAAUAAUCGUUUGCGUUCUAAAGGAAUUAUUCGAGAGAAACAAAUUCGAACGGAAUGGAAUAAUGUGUGUGCAUUGUGUGUCCUGUGACACCCCUGUCCGGAAAGAUCCCGAUUGAUUUCUUGAAUACCCCCACCGGGUCAAAAUUGAUUAAAUAAUAAUUAAAAUCGUUUGCACCAUGAGUGACACCAGACGAUUGCGGCAGAGGGAUCAAGGGACGACUAAGGGCCCUGCGCGGUCCCAAAGAAAGGUCCGAAACCGUUUGGGAUCUGUGAGUUGUAGCAACGAGGAGAGUACAGAAGGAGAAGAUGAUACGGUGGGGUGUGCCAAGAAAAUUAGAGGUAGUGUUAAUCGAAACCGUGUUGCGGAACGUCCCAAAGAUACCGAUCGUGGAUUACGAACGGGGAUUAAAAAGAACGUCAAAACCAAUAAAAUGCUUGUUCCACUUGUCGAUGAGGAUGUAAUUGAUGGAUUCGCGUUCCAGAGUUUUGUGACUUACAGCGAUGUAAAGUUGUUUGAUGACACUUGCUCCUCGCAAUUGUCCCAAAAGAUGGUUAUGAAUGGUAGUCCAAGGAGCGUCGUCGAGCUGGACGUGGGCGACAUGCUCUCGGACGUUGUGACCGCACACACGGAGGCUGACGAAAUAAAAGAGGAGGAGGAGACAGAGAACCCGGGAGGACUCGAACCCGUCAUCUCCAAGGACAACCCCGUCGUCGUCAUUGUCAACGGGCUGCCGAAAAAAGAAGAGACGGUGGGUGAAAAUAACAACGAACCAGCUACGCCAAAUCAGAACUUCAUUGCAAUGUCUCCCAAGCCUGAACUGCCACCACCUGCCGUAGAAGAGCCUCUUCUCGUGAAAGUUGAAGAAGCUCCAGUGGAAAACGAUGAACAAGCUUUCGACAAAAUCGUAAGCAUUCUCUUGAAAACAUCCAUUACUGAAAAGGUGCCCCCGGACCUCGACCCACCUCGACCGGAAUCUCCCAAACAAGAUGCCGCGCAGACCCAAAGCAAGCAAACUUCACCAUUCCCCUUGAAAAGCACACACUUCCUGCCCGUUCAGAAUGGGCCUCUCCAGCAGCCAGAACCGUCGACAGGAGUGGCGGCUGUAACCGUUCCUACCAACCCAACCACAAUCCCAGCUUCCAGUCAGUUGGGCUCUUCGAAUCCAGCUCCGCUGCCAUCUUCCACAUCUCCCGCUGGUGGCGUCCCCUUCCCAUCCUCUUUGCUAAGUCAAGAAGAGUUCCCCACUUCAAAGACAGUCAGUCCAGUCUUGGGAUCAAAGGUGUACGACAGUGUCGUCAAAUCUCCUCGAGGUUCUAAUAGUGAUGUGGUGCAUUCUCUGCCCUAUCCCAUUUGUUCGGAUUAUACGGUCGGCUAUUCGGCUAGUCAGUACUCCAAGCAGUCGUACCUCAACCAGGACGGCAAUCAGCAGAAACUUGUGACAAGCAGUUAUUACAAUCACCACCCACAGCCUGGGAUAGACAAGUACUCCACUCCAUCUUCGAAAGAAGCUACUCGGUCAAACUCGAAAGACGUCGUUGCUUGUGACACUUAUAACUCUGCUUUGGAUGGUCGUUACGAUAACAAAGCAGGGAAUCCUGAUCUGAAUUAUUCCGUUGGUCAGACAUAUGCCAACGACAAAACCUGUGAUCCGCAAGGGAUUUGCAAGAAAUCCAGCGCAAGUGUUUAUAAUUUCAAAACCAGUGAACCUGUGGUAGAGAAAUAUUCCAAUUCAAAGGAGUCUUAUCCAAGGUCCAGUUCCAAAGACGUUGUUUGCGACGGUUAUGGUACCGAGAAUCUGUUGGACAGUCGCUAUGACAAGAAGGCAGGAAGUGCCAAUUUGAAUUACGCCUAUUCCAACGAGAAAACCUGUGAUCCGCAAGGGGUUUGCCAGAAACCCAAUGCGAGUAUUUAUAAUUUCAAAACCAAUGAGCUUUUAACACAACAUUCUAGUGACAACCUUGUGAAAAACACUAACGAUAAAGUCGGUGGUAAACUUACGGGAGACUGUUAUCCGAAAGGUAAGAUUCCAAAUAGGACUACUUAUUACCAAUCGAUUGUGAACAAGUCCCAUUCACGGCACAAAUCCAGUCGACGGGUGCUACCUGCUAGUGCUUACGAAAAUCAGAAACAAGUGCUUAAUAAUUAUUCAAUAACGAAAUCUGAAUUGCCGCAAAGUCAUUCGACCAAGCCUGUUCAGUACUCAUCUCAUCAUUAUUCAUCAGAAAACAAAAAACAUGAAUAUUACCAACCUUUGAGUUCGGCUUCCACUAACACGACUAAUACAUAUAACUGCAACACCUACAAAACAGACCAGUUACAGACUCAUAUAAACAAUAACGCUGGUCACAGUAAUUAUUCAGUGGAAUCUCAGUCGACCACUUCUCGAAGUUACAAAACUAACCCUGAUCUUUCCUCGAGUGGUUACAGAGACAAGCAGACACUUAAUAGUGUUACAAACCCGAAUGCGAAAUCUUACAGCUACCACCAGAGCAGCAGAAACUUUGUGGAUACUAACUCAUCUAAAAUACCAACUGAUGUCGCAUCUACCUAUGGAAGCAGCGAUUAUUACCAAAAAGGUAGUGGGAACUAUUCCAGAUCUGGAAGCAAUCAAAGUGCAAUAAGUGAUAAUUACAAAACUUCUAGCCACCACUCAAGUAGUGAACAUUCUGCUUACCAAAACAAGAGUGGGAGUUACCACAAUUCACGGACUUCCAGUGACAAAACUAACAACAGCAGUAGUAGCGCUAACAGGAGUUACUAUUCGAACCCUGAAAGCAGCUACAAAUCUUACCAAAAUCUAGUGCCAAAACAAACAGCGGAGGAAUCUCACAGCUAUCGUAUUCCUAAUGAGAGGAAUUCUUAUCUAAAUUAUGAGAACACGACACCUCUGAAAUCAAAAGAAACUAUUGCACCAAGCGUUGAAACCUCGAAACCUGUUUCACACGACAGGAACCAGAACUCUUCUCUUGAGUCUUCGAAUUCAGGUAUUCAUCCACAAGUCAGUGACAGUACUUCUGUGUACCAGUCAAGUUCGGCUAGAGACAAACUUGGUUUUUUUCCAUACGCCGACUCUUCCCAUUAUUCAAACCAAAGAACUCCUCCGACAUCAAAAUCGGCUACAGCGUUUGAACCUAUAACUCCUUCUAAAAACACAGAGGCCUUUGGACUUUUGGGAUCUUCAUCUACUGCCAUAUCAACAUAUUCACAGAGAGCAGGGGUUUCGUCACCCAUUACUGUCUCCGAUUCUUCUCGAAGUAGUGUGAAAACUCUUUGGAGUCCAACCAUCACCACAGCAUCCCUCACAAGCACGACUAGUCGAGAUAUAAUUGCUGCUCCAAGCAGGGAUAGUCACAGUUCCCACAGCAACAGUAGCAUAUCCAGUCUCAGUCAGCUCAGUCAGUCUCUUGGCUCAGCACCUCAAGGUACUACUACCGUACAGUCUUCUAAAGAGUUACAACGCGAAGGCAGGAGCAGCAGCAACGGGCAUAGUCGCAGCAGUUCUGGGAACGACACCCCAGUAUGUAGUGCGGCACCCGCCACCACUACCCCUGCCACCUCAACGACCUCAUCGUCAGCAUCUUACGGAAUAUCGGGUAGUUUGACAAGCCUCAUCUUCUCCAAGCCAUCGUGGACGAGCCCAAGCGUGACCAGCGUUUUGACCAAUCCGGGACCCCACUACACACCUCCAUCGAGCGGUCGCCUCUGUUCUCCUGUACCGAGUGUUCUGCCGCUGGCCCCUUCCCUGCCGAGUCACAGCUCGCCCUUCACCAACCACCCUGGUGGUCUCCACUCGUCCGGCCACCACGUGAUGUUCGCACCUCCUCUGCCACCAGCCGGGUCUCUGUCGUCGCCUAGUCUGCCGUUGGCCUCUGCGUCGCCCUUCGGAGGAGAAUCGCUUUUUGCGCCACCACCUCCAAGUCAAGAUCUACUGAAUAUCCGACGUGAACUGGACACGAGGUUUCUUGCAUCCCAGGACCGGUCCAUCAACGUUCCACCUCCUCCGUACUUGCGUACGGAGAUGCACCAGCAUCAACACCAACAUACACACAUGCAUCAACACAGUCCGUUUCUUCCUCCUCCCCUUGGGGGAUCCCUUCUACCUCCAUCUGCAGCUCAUUUGUACGACAAGUUUCCGAAGGUGGAUUCAAGUUUUUAUGGACGUAAUGCUAUUUCUUGGUUCACUAAAGACGGUUCUUACUUGCAGUUGGGAUUACCGACAUAUCCUAUAUCGCCACUGUUGGCCCCAGGUUCUGCGACAGCCACGCCAACUCCGUUUACUCCUCCGGGACACUUGGCGGCGUUUCAGCCCAAGAUUUCCCCUCUGGUGAAAACGAAACCAACGAAAUCGGGUCGUUGGUGCGCAAUGCAUGUCCGCAUCUCAUGGGAGAUUUAUCAUCAUCAGCAGAAGCAACAGCAGGCCGAUUCGCAGAAAAGUGGCAGCGGCCCUACCAAGACGGUGACUGACCUGCUCAGGCCGCCUAACCACCUGUUCGGAUCCAUACCUAGGCCGCAUGAACUCGGCUUUUCCUCUCCUCUACUAGGCGCAGCCGCAUCUCUCCAUGCCCGAUCUCCAUAUGAUGUUUCACCUCAACAUCCCAGUUUCUUGGGUCCUACACCGGCACAUUUAGGAAUAACUCCGUAUGCCCGUCCAAAUUAUCCAAGUAUAGGUGUUCCUGGAAACAGUUUUGGAGGACUAGGCACACUAGGUCUGCCUGGAGCUAGCAUGCUCGGCGGACGAGAGUUAGGACCUAGCUACCUGAGUAUGGGGCAGGACCCAUGGAGUCGUCUGCACCGGACGCCUCCUAACUUCCCCUCUCCUACCACCUCAUGGGGUGGCCUGAAGGCGGAGGCGGAGAGGGAGCGGCUGGCUAAGCGGGACGAGCAGGAACGGGAGAAGGAAAAAGAGAAGCAGAAGAGAGCGGAGCAAGAAAAAAGAGAGAAAGACAGUGAAAAAUCAAAAGAGAUUGCGAGAGAGAGUAAAAAGGAGCAUGAACGAGAACGAGAAAGAGAAAAACAGAAAGAAAGGGAUCGAGAAGUUCGGUUGAGCCACGUCUCCAACAGCAAUCCGGACAUCAUUCGGAACGGCGAGUCUUCAGACCGCAGAGACCGAGACAAAGACUGGGAGAGAGCUCGCGAGAGACGAGAAACCUCCAGGUCCCCAAUCCGUACGCACAAAUCCGAAGGGGGCUUCGAGGGAACCAGCAGCAGCUCUUCACACAGCAAAUCGUCUGACGUCAAAGUCAAAGAAGAGAAAAAAGAAGACGAGCAGCAACAUAACAGAGACAGUUCUGUAUCGGAACGUGAACGUGAACGGACAAAAUCUAUUGACACUACCGACCCCGUCAGUGAUUACAUGUCCCGAGGUAUGAUUCCUCCGGGACUGCCUGUGUCAAUGUCCCAUGUUCCACCCUCUCACUUCUGGAAUCCACUUCCAGCUGGAGCCGCUGAACGGUACCGACAAAACUUGGAACUACAUCACGCUCGAGAAAUGGACCGUGAGCAAUUGAUGCAAAAAUACGCUUCUUUGUCAUCUGUGAUGCCACUACUGCCAGAGCGGUAUGCUCAGGCUGACCAACUUUCUAGGCACCUUGCUUCGUCUGAUAGGGAGGUCGAACGACAGCUACAGGCAGACCGGGACCGACAGGCAUAUGACCGCACCAAACUUCCCCCACCGCCUCUAAGGCCCAACGACCCACCUUAUGUCCCACCUCCUGGUCUCCCACCAACAACUGGACUCUUCCCAACUUUACCAAAUCCUUUUCUGAACAGUUUGUGUGCGCCGAACUAUCCGCCUCGGACUAAACCAAGUUCUCCAGGGGUAGGUGGGAUCGGCAAUGGCAUCCCACCCCCUCUCAUCCCUUGUGCAAGUCCUGUGACAGCAAGCACGACGCCGUCACCGCUACAUUUGAAAAUGGGCACAACCAACAAUUCGAAUGUUGAGAACUCUCGUGACCACUAUGCUUCGAAAGAGAGGCAUUCUGUCGGCGAAGUGGAAUCUCAGUCAAGAUAACGACGGUAAAUGAACUUAUUGUAGGUUUUAGUCGAAAAAAAGGCUAUUUGCUUAUUUACAGUAUUAGCUAACAUGAGACGUGGAAUGCAGAACCUCGGUUGCCAUCGAUAGUUUUCAAUAAUUUAUUACAAUGAUGUCACUCAUCUCCCGCCAGACAUUAUUAAUCUAUGAUAGCUUACUUUAAAUUAUACAUAAUGUAUUAAAAUUUUGAAGAAAUAUUAUUUUUAUUUUGGAAUCGUCAUAAAAAGGUUUUAUUCUUUCUGUAUUCUUGAUACGAUAAAUGUUAUCUCUGAAAUUGAGAUCUAUGGAAUAGAAACCUGUCUGGACCACCAUAACUGAUAUUAUGGAAUUAAAACUUUUUCGAACCGAAAACCAUUUGGAAUGAUUUCUAAUUCUGGUUUUCCGCCCGCAAUUUUUAAUUACAUGGAAAUAUAAUCGCAUGCCAUCUCACCAUUAUUUGCAAAGUAUGAAAAACCGCACAUGUACCUUCAUUCGUAAACGUAAUUCCUAUAAUUGAAUUUAAAACCAUAUUUUAGGUCGUUUGCCAUAGUAAAAGAGAAAUUUAAAUGGUUAUCUUUCUUAAGCUAUUCCCUUUUUUCUAGGGUAUUUGAAAAGAUAUGCUCAUUUUUUUUGUUCUUUAUUAAUUUUGUUAGUUUUAUUAAUGACGACGUUAGAUUUUAAAUUCUUAUACAUCCGAAUUGAAUUUUUAUCUUUAUAACUUUUUUUUACGGACGACUUUCGGCGGCGCACUGUGCAAACUGACAAAAUUAUUCUAAAAUUAAUGGGAAAAUCAGGACAAUGGUAAGAUAAACUUACUGAAGAGUUUUUAAGGAAAAUUUUAAGACUUAUAAUAUUUUCAUUAUUUUAUUCCAAACUAUCAUAAAUCUUUCCAAUAUGAAAUGAAAAAGUCUCGAAUGAACUGCUUGGGGUGUUCCAUUCCACGUUCUCCUGUUGCACAGCACCUUCAAUUGUUCGAUUCCUGCUGUUGUUUACUGACAAUGUCUUAAAAAAAACAGUCAAGUUUUGCCCUCUUUCUCAUCUAACGUGUGUGUCCAACCAACGCUUGCACAUAUCAGUUGCGAAGAAACUUUACAAUAGUACAUUUCUUCACGUAACAGCCGAAAACAAAGGAUGCUACCGACAUGCAUUGCACGCAGUUGCGAAUACCAUGGCACGCUUAUGUGGUGACACAUUCACUGUACAAAUUACAUAUUUCAGUGCUUGUAUUUUUAAGAAAAUUCUGAAUGAAGGCAUUUAUGAGAAAUGAUAGCUUUUUUGACUGAUUUGAAACAAGUAGAUUGAUUACUUAUAUAACUUGUUCGUUAAUUUAUUUAUUUUAUCGAAAUUCAGUUUAUUAUAAGUUAUGAAAAGAGAUUUUUUUAACACUCAUUUUAUGGCCGAAUUUGGCAUGCAAAUGUGCAUAAUUGCCAACCUCAUGACGAGUUAUUUUUGGCAUGGAGAAAUUGUCGCCAAGUUGGCGGUAAUAUUAAUAAUUCACUACGGGAUGUGGUUGUGUUUAGAAAAUAUUUUGUGCUGCCAUGAAAUAUUGUAACUAGUCUGCUACUGUUAAAAAGUGAAAUUUUUGUUUAAGUUUUAAACGUGUUUAUUAUAGACGAAUCGUCUUGUAAUGUAACUAAAGUGUGAAAUUACCGUCAGGAAGGUGGUUGAUAAAAUGUGAUUGUAUUUAUUUUGUAUAUUAAAAAGGAAGGUAAAAAUUGGAUUAAACUUGAGAGCAUGAUAUUGUCCCGUCGCCAAAUGGGCGAUUCUUUGUUUCUUUUGCCACGUUCAUUUAUGGUACCAGUCAAUAAUAAUUUGGCGAGUUACCUCUUGAAAAAUUUCAUUUUUGGCAAUAGUAUCAUGUUCUCAAGUCUAACCGAAAUUUGUUAACUUUUUUCUUUCCUCAAACAAAAUCUUAUCAAAAAGCUUUCAAAAGAAAAAUACAUCAAAAUCAUUGUAACAUUUCUACUGUACCGUUUUUGUAUUUUGUUAAGAAAAGUAUAUAUAUAUAUAUAUAUAUAUAUAUUAACCAUGUGUUAAUAUUUAAUGUGAUUGAUUCUGUGAAAAUCAAUAUGGAAUCAGCAAACCUAUAUGUAGUUUGUGAAUAGAAGGACCCAAAACUUACAUAUGUACUGUAAGGGUUAAAAAAAUAAUUUACCACUUUUAUAUAGAUAAUAUGUAUGAUUCUUAAGCAAUUGUUAAACAAUUUCUACACACGAAAUAUCUUCUGUCAAAAACAAAUAUACGCUUUAGACAAAUUAUAAACAGUGAAAAAUGUGAUUAAUUGUUCGUUCGCCGAGGCUGAUUUUUUUUUUGGGGGGGGGGCGAUUUUUCGCAAAAUAUGAUUCUAACAAUUUUUUAUUGUAAAUCUAAAAGCCAUUUGUUACCUUUUCUGGUAGUCAUCUGAGAUGACGAACUUUUGGCAAAUUUUUGGAUGUUUGGCAUGAUUUUGUCAUGCUUGGCGAGGAACGGGGCAUGAAACAAAUCUUUUUCUUUUUAUUAGUUUGCAUCCAAUUACUAAAUUUUGUUACAAUGUUUCACUAAGUUAUCAUAAUAGAAUUUUAAAACCGCAUAUCGUUUAAAGAUAUAUUAAAGAAAGUUAGUAUCGUACCAUCUUCUAGAUUUCUAACAUAAUUUUUUCCCCAUUGUCUUUAGAAAGCAUCUUUAACGGGCUUGAAUUCAUAAAAUUACUUAUUUUCUGUAAAUACACCGCAGAGUUAUAGUAUUUUUUCCUAUCUUGUGGAAAAAAACAAAAACAGGAAAAAGUCUACAGUUUAAGUGUUGAUGCAUUUUUUCAUGACUUUUUUGGCUAAGAAAAUAUACAUAAAAAAAAAUGACCAUUGUUUAUUUUUGUUUUGAAGUCUGUGUUUUUGAGAUUGUGCAUUUUAAAAAAAUUGCCUCUCAUGUCUAAGUGUUAGUGCUGUUGAAUUAAUGCGUACUCGAAUCCGAGAGCGAGUAUGUGAUGAUGACUACUGCCUGUAAUAUUUUAGGAGAAAAAUGCAUUGCUGUGCUAUAUGUACACUAUUCUUAUUUAUAAAAGAAAAAAAAAAAGAGGAAGACGUUUUUAUAGAAAAAAAUAUGUUUGCUGUUUUCACUCUCCAAUAUGCGUUCCUGCUCUCCAGGGAAUGCAGAUAAUGUAAAUUUUGAAAUGUUUCUAUUUAGUGUAUAGAAUAAAAGAUAACC